Messenger RNA from Microplitis demolitor, 1161 nucleotides. RefSeq names its product ATP-sensitive inward rectifier potassium channel 12. Lineage: Eukaryota; Metazoa; Arthropoda; Insecta; Hymenoptera; Braconidae. The transcript is spliced from 6 exons. The coding region runs from base 1 to 1161 and encodes 386 amino acids. The record is from RefSeq and is a predicted model, not a curated record. Gene Ontology annotation, cellular component: plasma membrane. Gene Ontology annotation, molecular function: inward rectifier potassium channel activity. Gene Ontology annotation, biological process: potassium ion import across plasma membrane; regulation of monoatomic ion transmembrane transport.
AUGUUUGGAUCAUUGAGAGGUUCACACAGUAACUUUUUCGAAGAGACGAGCGAAGAUGUUAAAUCGCGGCUGAGGCUUAAACUCGACGGAACCGAGUGGACUGGACAAUUUGACCGAGAAGCGAGUUUAUAUAGUCUGAAAUCGAGGGGAAUUGUCAUAAAUCAUAGACCAUGUCCUUGCUCUUGUACUAAAAUAAAGAUGCAAGCUGAUAUUUUUACAACUUUAGUGGAUGCUCAAUGGCGCUGGACGCUGCUCGUGUUUUCAAUGAAUUUCCUGCUGUCUUGGCUUGGUUUUGCUAUCGUGUGGUGGUUGAUUGGAUACGUCCAUGGUGAUUUUAAUGAUUAUCAGUCUCGUGAUUUGAACAAAACUUUCAUCCCAUGUGUUGAAGAUAUUCAUGGUUUUACGAGCUGUUUUUUAUUUUCCGUUGAGACUCAACACACUAUCGGGUAUGGCUCGAAGCAUACCACGGAAGAAUGUCCGGAGGCUAUUUUUAUAAUGUGUAUCCAGUCAAUGACUGGUGUUAUUCUCCAAGCAUUCAUGGUAGGAAUAGUGUUUGCGAAACUAUCUCGACCUAAAAAGAGGACACAAACUCUACUCUUUUCUCGAAACGCAGUCAUUUGUCAACGAGAUGGACAGCCAUGCUUAAUGUUCCGAGUGGGAGAUAUGAGAAAAAGUCAUAUUAUCGAAGCUCAUAUUCGUGCUCAAUUAAUAAAUAAAAAGGUAACUAGAGAAGGAGAAUCUCUUCCAUUCUUUCAAACGGAACUCAGAGUAGGUGGUGACGGUGAAGAAGAUAAAAUAUUUUUCAUUUGGCCUACAACAAUCGUUCACAAAAUCAAUCAACUUUCACCUCUCUAUUAUCUUUCAGCAAGUGAUAUGCUCAGGGAAAGAUUCGAAAUUAUUGUAAUGCUAGAAGGGGUAAUAGAAUCAACUGGGAUGACUACACAAGCAAGAAGCUCAUAUCUUCCAUCAGAAAUCUUGUGGGGUCACAGAUUUGAACAAAUUAUUACAUUUAGAAAAGAAUCUGGUGAAUAUGAAGUAGACUACACGCUUUUUAACAAUACAUAUGAAGUUGAUACACCUCUGUGCUCUGCAGCCCAGUUAGAUGAAGUUAAAAAUAUAGAUCACGACAAUGAAGACUUACAAUCUAAAUCGGUAACGUAA